UCAUCCUACGUCCAUGCAUAUAAGUCAUUGAAAAUGGCUGCGCUACAGGGUAGCAAUCUGUCAAAAGUACUAUUUAGGAAAAAUACACCACUUAUUAGCUUUAUUAGAAACUAUGAAAAACUUAUUACAUCGUCUGAUUACGAGCUUUCAGUAGUUCACUUAUCUCCUUCUGGACGGAAAUAUUUACCAGGCCCCUAUCCAAAAACAGAAGAGGAAUGGAUUGCAGCUGCAGAAAAGUAUAAUAUGCAUAUUGAUGAAUAUAAAGCUUAUGGUCCAGACAAAUCAGGUCUUGUAGACUAUCCAAACUUACCACUGAUAAGCGCAGAAGCUAAAGAUCCUUAUUAUCCUUGGGAUUAUCCUGGACCAAGAAUAUGUUAUGGAGAAACUUUACCUGUACAUUUCCAUUUGCUGCAAGGAGAUCGGUGUGACUAUGGUGUUCGCAAAACCAUCAGUGAUCUGAAGGGUGCUGCUAUUUAUAUUGGUUUCACAUUAACUUACAUUGUGAUCGAUUACUUUUCACCUAAAUGCAGUCAACAUAGAACAGCAAAACAAUAUCCAGGAAAAGGAGUGCAUUAUACUUUUGAACUAAAAUAAUUUUAUGAAUAUUAUAUCAUAUAUAUAUAGAAUGCUACAUGUAUACAUAUAUAUAUAUAUAUA
This is a messenger RNA of Bombus pascuorum, 657 nucleotides long. RefSeq lists its product as uncharacterized. The transcript is spliced from 4 exons. Lineage: Eukaryota; Metazoa; Arthropoda; Insecta; Hymenoptera; Apidae. The coding region runs from base 34 to 594 and encodes 186 amino acids. The record is from RefSeq and is a predicted model, not a curated record. Gene Ontology annotation, cellular component: mitochondrion.